CACCAAAUGUGAGAGCAUGGCGAGAAGUCGACAUUGAAAUGGACCAUCAACAUUCAACACCCACCCAUACCCAAAACGGUCGGUCGGUCUGUCGGUGAGUGAAUUGUGGGUAUCCUAGGUGUGGGAGCGUAAUGCUCUCCCGCACAUCAUCGCAUGGCAAGGAACCCCGUUGUUGUGCUGGACCUGUGCUAUGCUGGAGAACCACAGGCUGCGAGGCUCGGCGAGCACCGAGUUCGCGUUCAGUUGCAUAUCGUCUUCCGUUCGCGUCGCUCGCAAAAUCUGCCAACUCCCAGGUGAUACCAUUCCAGUUAAGCUCUGAGGUUGAGUGAUUCAGGAUAAAGGUGACAGGAAAAAGAAAAAUCCACCCACAACUUUGUGUGCGAUUGUGGGCCCGCUGCUGCUGUGCCCCAGGUGGAGCUUUUGAAGUCUGUCUCUGGGAAGUGUCUCGUUGGUUCCGGUUCGGAUUAGCGGAGUGAGAGUGCAGCGAAGUUUGAAAAAUUUUCCUCGGCGGCGACCGCAGGGGUUUCCUGGCCAGCUGUAGCUGGAUGGUCACAGGAAUAUAUGGAAAUAAAGGGACGAGAGUGGAAAAAAUUGGAAUAAAGCAUCAGCAGCAGAGCAUCGAAACCGUGAGAGCUGUAGGUAGUGAGUGAGAAGUGAAGGUUUUUCAGUGUUCUGAAAAGGCUUGUCUGUGCAAAAAGUUUGACAUCGCAAGCCAAGUGAGUCUAAUUACCCCGGGAUUUUCCGAGUGUCGUGAAGAAUAGCCAACCCGUGGCGUGCCGUCGUCGGUCGUGCCAUCCAGCCGUGUGUGGGUCCGUAGAUUCAGCCCAACCAAGCAGGCACAAGUCACUCGGGCACUACACUGGAGGUUGUGUGCGUUAUUAUUGGAGGGAAAAUGUGCUCGUGUUUGUGGGGGUGGCAUUUCGGAUCGCCCAAGGGAUUUGAGUGUUUGUUCUAGAAGUGAGAGACGGGAUAUCCGAGGGAAAGUUUCCAUCGUCGUCUGCCUGACCUGGACGCGUGGUUCUGGCCCAAAGUGCAAAGUUUGUUCGGAGGAAAGGUGCAAACAAGAUCUCCAACCUGGUCCAGCACCGGUCCGAACAGCAGCACCACACCUCGGAGCGCACGAUGCGGGCCAUCGGGCGGGUUGGCCAGGCCGUCAACCUAGCCGUGGAACGGUUCGUGACGGUGGGCGAGACAAUCGCAGAUGACAAUCCAGAAAUCAAGCAGGACAUGUACGAUGCCUGCAAGGAGGCACGAGCAGCUGGCUCAUCGAUAGAGCGUUUAUGUGAUAUUGCGGCAACGGAUCCAACGGUGGGAUACUCGCCCCGGCCUAAUCCGAUUGACGACAGAGGACCGAUGAUACGGGCGGCACGGACUCUGCUCAGUUCGGUGACGCGGGUCCUGCUGCUGGCCGAUAUCGUGGUCGUUAAACAGUUAUUAUUAGCCAAAGACAGGGUAGCUAGAACUUUAAGUAGAUUAGAAUCAGUGGCCAAUUUUACAGAAUUCGUGAAAGCCUUCUCAGUAUUCGGCGCUGAGAUGGUGGAGCUGGCGCAUGUGACAGGUAACCGACAGAAUGAUCUGAAGGACGAAAGGCGGAGAGCGCAGAUGUCAUCGGCGCGGCAGGUACUGGAGCGAUCGACGAUGAUGCUGCUGACGUCAUCGAGGACGUGCAUAAGGCAUCCGGAGUGUCCCCACUCCAAGGAGAACCGAGACACCGUGUUUUGCCAGAUGCGGAGAGCAAUGGACUUAAUUCACUACGUGGUGAAAGACGGCAUUCUGGAGACGGCUAGCGAACGGAAUGCGUUACGACAGGUCCCCGAAUGGGACUCGGAACGGGCGACGGCCUUCACCUGCCUGCGGCACUUUUCCCGCCUGAUCGAGAUGUCCCGGCCGGACUACGAGCGGCGCAGUACCAGCGGCAGCAAAACCAGUUCUUCCAUGACGGCAGCCGUAGGGCCACCACCACUCGGUGCCAAAGAUUGCGUCUCGCCAACCGCCAACAUUCGGGAUAAGGAAACCGGCAUCGAGUACCGGCGGGAGCUGACAAGGCGGAACAGCGAGCGCGAUCGCGACAGAAAUUCCAUCGGUCAUUCCAGAGAGUAUAGUACUAGGGAACGCGAGUUUCCCAAAUAUGACAAUAAAUCUGAACUAGGGAUCUCAAUAUUUUCCUCCGACACCCGGGAGCAGCUGCUGGCCGCACUCGACAAGGUUUGUGAAAAGACUCAGGACUUUACCGAUUCGGCGUACACGAGUCACGACUACCGGGAGAACAUUCUGCUGCUGUGCGACCGUGCCAAGCUGGAGCUGAACCAACUGAUGCGGAUCGCCGUCAGCAUGGAGCAGUAUCCGAACGCAUCCUACGACAUCGAAGGCGCCAUCGAGAGCGUCCUGACGGCGGCGCAUGACCUCACCACGCAGCUCACCCUGACGGCGCAGGACCAAUCGGCCGAGCUGUCGCAUAUCAUCAAGGCUGGCAUCGACAUUGCCAACUCGCUCAGGAACAUUGCCUUAAAUCAGGAGAUCGACCGGUUACAGGAGUGCGCCGAUCGGUUUCACGAGCAUAUCGAUCACAUACUGGAGGUAUGUAAGCUGCUGCGACAGAUAGCCCUGACGGAAACGCUGCAGGUGCAAGCCAAGUUCACCGAGAUCAACGUGAGGAUCUACGGACCGCAGGUGAUCACCGCUGCCCGGGCCCUGACGUCGCACCCGGAGAGUAAACACGCCAAAGAUAACCUCGAAGUGUUUGUCGAUAUGUGGCAGUGGCUGUCGACGGACGUGACCACCAUCACCAAGGAGGUGAUCGACCUGGCGCAAACAACGAACAAAACCGACAAAACCACCGAGUAUCUAAGUCUUCCGAGACCUGGGAAACAUGGAACCACAUCGAAACCGCUGAAGCCAACGCGCCUCGACUCGGAGGAGCAGGAAAAAAUUGCCAAAACCGGACUGGAGAUGAAAAUGGUCACCAAUGAGAUGGACGCCGAGACGGACAAGUGGAACGGGGCGUCCGAGGAGAACAACGACAUCGUCAAGAGGGCGAAAAACAUGUCGGCGAUGGCCUUCUCGAUGUACCAGUUCACCAAGGGCGAGGGAACCCUCCGGACGACGCAGGACCUGUUCACCCAGGCGGAGUACUUCGCCGAGGAAGCCAACCGGCUGUACAAAGUGGUCCGCCAGUUUUCCUACCAAGUGCCGGCCGGUGCCCCCAAGAAGGAACUGCUGGACCACCUGGACAAAGUGCCAACCUACGUGCAAACGUUGCAGUUCACCGUCAAAGAUCCGACCGUGGGCAAGGCCGCCACCUUCGUCAAAGUUGACCACGUCAUCCAGGAGACGAAAAAUCUCAUGAAUGUGAUAUCGAAGGUGGUUUCGACCUGUUUCGACUGCGCCAACAAGAUAUACGAACUGACCGGCAUGCCCUUCGACAACCGGUUGAUCAACGUUCCGUCCGUCAUGGCUCCCAUCGAAUCGUCAAUCUUGAGCAGAAAGUCCACCAAUAGCAAGUAUAAGCUAGACUUCAGUGGCCUGGCUGGACGGGCUGCGAGUGGCGGCGCCCGGGACGAAGACGGUUCCUCCGGACUGCAGGGCGAUAGCAAGGGAUCCACAACGAGCACCGAGGCGAGCAUGUGACAGUACGGGAUGGCCCGCCGGGGCGUUAAAGGUGACGCUCGGCGGACCAGAGUGUCCUUCCUGCUGUUUUAGAAUAAGCAUUAAACAUUGCAUAUGACCGUAUUUAUCGAAUUUAUAUUCCGCGUUUGUGUAUGUUUGAUGAUUCUCGUUUAGGAGCAAAAACCCCCGGAUUCCGGUGAGCAAGAACCAAUCGAAGUGAAAUCGAAACCUUACCACCAUCACCAAGUACCAAAAAAAACAGUUAUCAAGAAAGAAGCAGAAUAACCUAAAAGAACCAACUCAAGGUGAACCAGAGAUUCAACCAAGUUUGAUCCCAAAUCCAGUGAGAGUAAAAAACUCAAUUUCUAGAGCGACCAUCAAACCAACCGCAUACACAAAAAGAAACCACAUAACAAAACACACACACGUCAGUCAUAAUUACGAGAAGAAAAAAGUGUUUGUUAAAAUAUGUGUAAUAUGAAAUCAUAAAUAUUGAAAUAUGAAUGUUUAGUGACUCGAAACCAAACAAAAAAACAACCCCUCUAACAAAAAACCCUAAUCUUGAGGAGAAUCCCCCGCUACAUAAAAAGUUCUAGAAACCGCUUCCAGUAAAACGCUUAAUUCAACCCCCAUCCGCUAGCUAUCUCUUUCUAGGCACGCUUAUGACAAACGUACACGUUCAGAUAAACCGCACUGCACACCGCGCUUUAAGUUCCACACCACGCGUAAAACCCUAGGCUCGCUUAUUGUCGAUCGACACCUCUCUGGCUGGCUCUUACAAUAGUACAGUAAUGUAGCGUAGAGUAAACUGAUUCAACUCAAAACAGUUUAGGCAGGCACUCGCAGCGCUCUCUAGUGUUCUUUUAGAGGUAGCACUCUCUCACAAGCAUCACGCAUCAAGCCAUUUCCAUGUAUCGCAUUUUCUAUUCUGGUAACUAGUUAAGCGCUUAGGCUGCUAGCAACGCUCUACAAAUGAAAAUAUUGCAAAUGAACUGUACUGACUGCUGCGUGGACUGUGACAGGUUACAGGUGAACAAAACUUGGAGGUGAGUGAAGUAUAAAACUGAAACAGAUUGGAUCCAUUGGAAAAUUACUACUUAUCAAUAGAAACAACAAUGUUUUAUUUCCAUUAAAGUAAGUAAAAAACCAAGAAAUUGAUGGAGUUGGAACAGUAAGCGAAUCUUAAGUAAAUACACAAAGGAAUAUGUAGGAUAACAGGAAAGAGAAUUGAGAAAAUAAUUAUAAAAUGGAACACUUAAACAAGAACUACCCUAUUGAAUUUGAAACAUACUGUUCGAUUAUGAUUUAAUUGAGUAGCAGAGGGAGGGAAUCUCUCAUUUUGUAACGAACCAUGUGUCAGGUAUGGAGAAAUAUGCUACGAGAAAGGGAGAGGGUGGUGCUUUAUGCUACAUUCACAGUUCACAAGUUUUCGAUACAAAGUUGAAUAAAAAUCUGUAAAACUGAUGUAGCCUCAGCUCACAAGAGUGGACACCAGCACCACCCAGCCAACACAUGAUCACAUAUGAUAUUGAAUAGGAUGCUAAAGUGGAGGCGAUAUGUACACUGUACACGUGGUUAAAUGGAAGCAUGUAUUGUACACAUAUGACUACCACUUUAGCAUCCUAUUCAAUAUCAUAUAUGACUUCGUGUUGGCUGGGCAGAUCAACCUACGGAAAGGGAGUCAUCAGUGUGUGGAUUUUUCCUUUAUUUCUUCGUUAAUGCACUUGAAAAUUUUAUGGGCAAUUUAUUUAUGCAUUGUUAUAGUUUUUUUCAUAAAAAAUCUCUAAUUGAUUCCUUUGAGGAGUCCUACAGCAUUUUUUUAUAAGGAAUUCUUUUGGCAAUGUCUGCGUCAAUUUAUCCAGUAAUGCAUUUCAAAUGUGUUAUUCAAUUUCUUUGUAAAUAUAUGUAAAAACUUUUUUUUUCGAAUCUCAUUCGUCAAUUUCCUAGGGGGUUUCAUUGAUAGUUUCUUCGGCGAUUUCUUCAAAAAUCCCUCCGGCAAAGAAAUGGGAAUUUCUUUAAAAUUAUGUUUAAGUAAUUCCAUUAAAAAUCAUGUGGAAAUUGAGGAAUUGGAAAUUCCCUUUGCAACGCCUUUGAGACAUAAUUUAACAAUUAUAUUAACAUUAUUUUUGUAAUUCCUUUGUAUAUAAUAGUAUUUUUAUUGAUUCCUCCGAAAUCAGCUUCUGUAUUUCCCUUGGAAAUUCAUUCGACAAUUUCUUUUUGAAGCUAUUUGUGGAGCGGACCUGGUGUGAUGGUUAGAACACUAGACUAUCACGCCGAGGACCUGGGAUCGAAUCCCACUCCCAACAAACUCGCAAAAUGUGAGUUCUUUCUUCGGAAGGGAAGUAAAGCAUGGGUCCCAAGAUGAACUAGCCUAGGGCUAAAAAUCUCGUUAAUACAGAUAAAAAAAAUUGAAGCUAUUUAAACUUUGGUUUGUGAAUGCUUUAAUUACUCUUUAAAAAAUAUACAGGGAAUUUCUUCGGCAUUUUCUUUACAAAUUCCUGUGGGUCUUUUUUAUAAAUUCUUUGGCAAUUCUUUUUAUUUUGUUAAUAUAUACAGCUUAAAGACAAUUCAAUCUAGAAAUUCAAUACACUAUCGAUUUGGAAACCUCAAAUUUCCAAGCAAUUAUGUUAUAUUUUCUACAAUUCUUAUGCAAUACUGUUUGGGCAUUUCUUCGGCAGUUUCUUUUUGAAUUCUUUUGGAAAUUUCUAAUGCAGUUCCGUAAGAAACUCAGAAAUUGCUAAUUGUAAUUACUAAAGGAUUUUUUAAAAAGAAUUUUAAGAAAUUCAUAAAGUCAUUGCGAUUUGCAAAAGAAUAGCAAUUUCCAGAAGGAUACCCGAAAUAACCAUUUUCAGCAAUUCCCCAUGGAAUUACCGAAGGAAUCUACAUAGAAGUUGACACAUAAAUUUUCAAAGAAAUUGCCAAAAUCAUAUCUAUGAGAAUUGUCAAAGGAAUCCCUGAAGAUUCUUUUUAAAAAGAUUCCAAUGGAUUUGUCGAGGAAAUUUCCGCAAGAAUUUAAUAGAAGAAUCUGCAGAAUUUUAGAAUUAACAAAAAUUUUAAAGCAAGUUCUAAAGAAAUAGAGCAAUACAUUCUCAAAGAAACCCAUCCAAAACCAUCACUGAAGAAUUAACAAAAUUUAAAGCAGUUACAGAAGGAAUACACAAAUGUAAAUUUCUUUCGCAAAUUUUUUUUAAAUUGAUUACCGAGAGAUUCUUAAAAAAAAAAAUGUACAAAUUUCCAUUAGAUUUACAUGAAAAAUGCCCAACAAGAAAUUUCCAAAAAUAUGAGAAAAAAAUCCCAGAAUUAAAAAUUAAUUAUUGCCAAAAUAAUUUUUAUAUGGAUUUGUAGGGUGUGCUAAACUAUUCUUUGAAGAAAUUUCCGAACUGGAUCCGAAGAAAUUGUCAAAGAAAUGCUCACAGUUAUUACCACUUCAAUUUUGCAAAGAUGUUAGUAUAUAAUAUCCUGCCAAAUAAUUCAAUUUAAAAUAUUUCAAAACAUAAAAAUCCAAUAGAAUUGUCAAGAAAAUUUUCAAAAGAAAUACUGAAUAGAAAUAAAAUUCGAAAAAAUGCUCAAAACAUUCUAAAAUAUUUGACUUGAUUUGAAAACCCAAAUGUUCUGUUUUGUAUUCUGUAUUUUCUAAUUGUUUGGAGAGAUAUUGAGGAUUUUGAUAUGAACGUUCGCCAUCAUGCAUCUAUUCAUAAAAUUAUCAAUUUCAAUUGAACAAUUUCAUUCACGCUAGAAACCUGGAAAAUUAUUGUCAUAGUUUUCAAGUUUAAAACGAUUAUUUUUGAAAAAAAAUCUUUUGGGAGAGUGUCUUUUGGAAUUUUACAAAGUUGAGGUUUUUGGGAGUUUUUACUGUAAUUCAUCUAGGAGGAGUUGCUUCGGCCAUAUAGGCACAGCUCUAAAGGUGUGGGUAUCCAGCGUGACAAUGCUGGAAUUGACCGGUUCAAUUUCCGCUCGAUCCAGAAACUUUUCCUUAAGAAAAUUUCCUUGACUUCUUUGGGCAUAUGGUAUUUUCGUACCUACCACACGACAUGCAAAAUGGACACUUGCAAAUUUCUCUCAGUUUAACACUUCGGAAGUUCUCAUAAAACACUGAGGUGAGAAGCAGACUUUGAGCCAGUGGGGACGUUACGCAAAAAAAGAAGCAGAACAGUUGCUUCAAAGAUUUCUCCAGGAGGGAGUCACUCUCCGGGAUUUUCCGGCCUCCUGGUGUCCAGGAAGAAGUGGCCGGUAUUCUAUUAGUUUUAGCGACUAGUCAAACUUCGUGAAUUUACGAGACAAAUUCUUUGAAGGCUAUUUCGAACAUUUUUUGGUCAUAUUUACCACAUUCCCGAAUCUUCCGGUUUCCUGGUUUCUCCGAUAGAGCGGCCAGUGUUAAAUCCUGUCUCACGACAUGUAAAAUUUUAUGAAUACACGAGACAGAGAAAAUUACUGACAAUGACAAUAUAUUUUUUUUUUUUUUCAUUAGCCACGUUUAUUGAUUUUGAUUGGAAUCUGUUUAGCGAUAUUUAAAACUUCAUAAACUUAUUUUUCCUGGAGUCGUUCCGGAAGUCUUCCAGUAGUGCUUUCUGGAUUUUUUAGACUUUUUUUGGGUUUUGGUCAAGUAUUUUCUUACAUAUUCUUAAAGAGUUUCUAAUGGGAUUCUUCAUAAAAUUCUUUCAGGAAUUCCCCAGUUUUCUCAAUGCUUCCCAACUUUAAAACCAUCGUUUUCAACUUUACAAAUUGUUGUAUCACUUAUUAUGUGGCAAAUUACAAAACAAAAUAUCCGGGAUUAUUCCAAAUAUUUUCAUUUUUGUUCUUACUGAAGCUCCCUUGGAGUAUUUUUGAAAUAUCAGGUAAAAAUUUGGCAAGAACUUCGUAUUCCUCAAGAAGUUUCAUAUUAGAUUUCUCCUUUAAUAAAUUCUGGAAUCUUGACAUAAACUUCUGAAGUGUUCUUAGACAACAGUUAAAAUCUAAUUGGAAAUACCAGAGGAACAUCGAGGAGAAACCUUAGAAAAACUAUUUGAGCGGUUAGAAGUAUUUUCUGGAAAAUCUCAGAAGAAGCUUCUGUAGGGAUUCCUGAAGGAAUUCCUGAGAAUUCUCGGAAUGAUCUUCGAUGCUUUCUUAUGAGGAUCCUUCUCGAUCCUCAUCUUCUGGUAGUCUUUGGUGUUUUUUUUUUCAGGAAUUGCUUCUGGCAUUCUUCAAGAUGUUUAUCCAAGGAAUCUCCAAGUAGAUUUUUCUGAGUUCGUCCAAAACUUUCCUAUGCUAUUCUUUCUCGAAUUUCUUGUGGGAUGUUGUCAGGAAGUCCUCUUGAGAUUCUGGGAUUCAUUUUUUUUUUUAAUUCACGUCUUGUUCAAAGAAUUCCUUCUUCGAUCCUUCAAAAAGUUUUAUCGGGGACUUCUUUCGUAGAUCCUUCUGGAAUUCCUUUAGUACUUUCUUCUGGUAUUUCUCAAGAAUUUACGUUUGGAAUUUUAAAAAGGUCUACAGGAAGAGCACAUGAAGGAUCUACUGGAGGGAUCCCAGAAUGAAGUUCAAUGAUUCCAGUAAUCCCAGAUGAAAAUCCAGAAGAAAGUUCAAAACUAUCUCCUUGAUAAAUACAAUUUAUCAAUACAAUACAAUCAAUACAAUACUCUUGAGAGUUCUUUCUGAAGGAAUCUCACCACACAGAAUGUGUGCAGGAAUUGAGGAAGUAUUUCGAUAUCUUAAAGAUAUCUCAUUGAGAAAUAUCAGAUUCAAACUUUUGGAGAAAUCCCUGAAGAAGCAUCCUUAGGAAAUUCAGAAAGAAUUCUUGAAAAAAAUCGGAAUUAAAAUCAGUUGAAGGUCAUUAGAAGGAUUUCUUGGAAUAAUCCCUGAAAUAAUUCCAGAAAGAAUGCUGAUAGAAAAUCCAUUUGAAAUCCUUGAGAGCUACUUGAGGAGUUUUAGACAGAUCGUCUGCAAUUUCGCAGAAGUCAUUUCGGAAAAAAAAUUACAGUAGUAACUCCAGGAGGAAUACUGGAAGAAAAGUCAUGAGAAACCCCAGAAAGAAAUCCCUACAGUAUUUCAAAAGGAGGACUCGAGAGGACUUCCUGUAAAACAUCCGGGAGAACUCCAGCAGAAGGUCUUGGAAACAUCACUAAAAGAACUGCAGAACACAUGUACUAGAUGAAUGUCUAGGAGAAAUGCCCAACAGAACUUCUGGAGGAAUUUUAACAGAUCUCUGGAAUCGAAAAACUCCUGAGCAAAAAAAUCAAAA
Aedes albopictus (Asian tiger mosquito) is the source of this 9817-nucleotide messenger RNA. It is a transcript of the gene alpha-Catr, whose product is annotated as alpha-catulin. Lineage: Eukaryota; Metazoa; Arthropoda; Insecta; Diptera; Culicidae. The transcript is spliced from 13 exons. The record is from RefSeq and is a predicted model, not a curated record. Gene Ontology annotation, molecular function: actin filament binding; cadherin binding. Gene Ontology annotation, biological process: cell adhesion; Rho protein signal transduction. Bases 1123 to 3627 code for a protein of 834 amino acids.